Molecule: messenger RNA, 1152 nt
Organism: Penicillium macrosclerotiorum
Lineage: Eukaryota; Fungi; Ascomycota; Eurotiomycetes; Eurotiales; Aspergillaceae
Product: complex I NDUFA9 subunit family protein
Exons: 9
Coding region: 1-1152 (383 amino acids)
Cellular component (GO): mitochondrion
Molecular function (GO): protein-containing complex binding
Source: RefSeq, a predicted model, not a curated record
AUGCAGAAGUGUCGGUCCAUUAAUCCUGCCCUGGGGUCGCGGGCCUUUGUCCCCGCCCCGCGGGUGCAGGUUCAGUUCCAGCGCCGCAACCUCCAGGAUGUCGCCAUCACUCGCACCGGAAAGCCCGUUCUCAAGGUCCAGGGUGGCCGCUCGUCUCUCGGAGGCCAUACCGCGACUGUCUUCGGUGCCACUGGUUUCCUGGGUCGUUAUAUUGUCAACAAGCUCGCUAAGCAGGGAUGCAAUGUGGUGGUCCCCUACCGUGAAGAGAUGACCAAGCGUCACCUGAAGGUGACUGGUGAUCUCGGUCGUAUUACUUUUAUGGAAUACGACCUGCGCAACACCCAGUCCAUCGAGGAGAGUGUUCGUCACUCCGAUGUUGUCUACAACUUGACUGGUCGCCAGUACCCUACCAAGAACUUCACCUAUGCUGAUGUGCACGUUGACGGUGCGGAGCGCAUCGCGGAGGCUGUCGCCAAGUACGAUGUGGACCGCUUCAUCCACGUUUCUUCCUAUAACGCCCGCCGUGACUCGUCUUCUGAGUUCUUUGCCACUAAGGCCUGGGGUGAGGAGAUCGUCCGGUCCAUUUACCCUGAGACCACCAUCGUGCGCCCUGCCCCGAUGUUUGGCUUCGAGGACAACCUGCUCCACAAGCUUGCUAGCGCGUCCAACUUGUUCACUGCCAACCACAUGCAGGAGCGCUACUGGCCCGUCCACGCCAUCGACGUUGGCGCCGCCCUUGAGAAGAUGCUGCAUGAUGACAGCACCGUGGGUCAGACUUUCGAGCUUUACGGCCCCAAGAACUACUCGACCGCCGAGAUUGCCGAGCUGGUGGACCGUGAAAUUGUCAAGAAGCGCACCCACAUCAAUGUCCCCAAGGCUAUCCUCAAGCCUUUCGCCUUCUAUCUGAACAAGUAUCUGUGGUGGCACACCAUCUCCGCCGACGAGGUCGAGCGCGAGUUCCUGAACCAGGAGAUUGACACCAGCGCUAAGACCUUCAAGGAUCUGGGCAUGGAGGAGACUGCCGACCUGGCCGACCUGACCUUCCACUACUUGCAAGGAUACCGUAGCGCUUCAUACUACGAUCUUCCCCCGGCCACCGAGCGUGAGCAACGCGAGGAGAAGAAGUAUCUGCAUGUGCUGGACGACCAGUAG